Molecule: messenger RNA, 1167 nt
Organism: Phaeodactylum tricornutum CCAP 1055/1
Lineage: Eukaryota; Bacillariophyta; Bacillariophyceae; Surirellales; Neidiaceae
Exons: 1
Coding region: 21-1127 (368 amino acids)
Source: RefSeq, a predicted model, not a curated record
AAGGUCAUCGGAGACGUAGAAUGACAAUUGAUGAUGAGGAGACUGACAAAUCAUCCACCCAGAGUCCUAAGAAGGCGCUCCAGGUAUUCAUUCGACGACCACACAAGAAAGGCGUGCACAAGUUGGAACACAAACGUUCCAGCUCGCCUUCAGUAGCUUCCCGUAAGCGCUCGGGACAAUUGGUGAUCAGCAGCAACCACGGCUUACCUUCCAUUGGUCGGAAAGUUUCAGAAAUACGGAAACCUGUACUGACAUCGGUGCACAGAUCCGAGAUCGAUACCAACGAUUUGUUCCGAGAGAACGACGAUUCCGUCUUCCCGGAUGUUGCCUGCGUGUCCGAUACUCUCUUGGCAAUUCAGAGCCUAAAGAACGGCAGUAGAUCCCAAACGAUUGCGAUACCUCUUACGCAAGCGCCUGGAAGACAAGCACAGCAACGAGCACCGCAUUAUAUACACGGAAUUCUCGAAUGCCAGCUCUAUAUUCUGAUAAAGGAUGCGAACAACCAUUUCCCAUCAGUCGGAGGUACAGUACCGUCUUUGCAAGUUAGUACAGAAUUGCCGCAACUACUACGGGCGAAUAAAUUGCGGAGACUUUCCUCCACUACGCAAUCCUCCCAUCCGCUGACCAUCUUGCUGGAAACGAACGAUUACGUUCGCGCCGUGUGGGAUGCGCACCACCGGUACCCGGGUAAUGCCGCUGCCACCGAAUGGUUUCUCAGCAUUCUCCCCAAAUGUACCGGGCUCUGCAUUCCAAUAAUACAGCUAGAAGAACUGUACCGUAACAGUUCCGUGGAAUGCAGCGAGCCCCUGGAGUCCAUUCUUAAGCAAUUGCAGCAGAUGCAAGUGCUCAUGGCGUCGCAUUCGUCCGGCGUUUUUCAAUUGUGGCUGCCAUCUUGGGGUCUCGUUUUGAACGCUUGGGAGGCAGCCCGCAGAAAACUGCUUUUGCAGCUCAAGCAGAGCUCGUUCCAGGAACGUUCCGUACAAGCUUUGCAACAAGAGUAUAGCCCAAUCGACACGAAGCUUCUGAUUGACUGGAUGGUCGACCAGGGCGAAGUGCAAUUCCGAAAACGACCCGCAGGCGUCUUUGUCAAACUCCUGGCUUCUGAUGAGUCUUGGUCGACAAGAUAAUUCAGAGAGACCAACAACUAAAUUUACGUGUUAUGUUAGC